AUGGAGCGGCACUGGAGUAGUGAAUCUGGGCAUGUGAUGGAGCGGCACUGGAGUAGUGAAUCUGGGAAUGUGAUCUCUUCUUCUUCCCCAUCACACUCACGUAAUGGUGGACAUGCUCGCUCCUCUUCCCUCACCGGAAUUUCAACCAUUAAAAGAACUCAGAAUGUUGCUGCUAAAGCCGCUGCUCAACGCCUCGCCCAAGUCAUGGCUUCUCAGACUGUCGAUGACGACGAUGAUGACGAUCUAGGAUUUCGCUACAGUGCUCCUCCUCCUCUCGCUCUCUCCAGGAAGUCCUCCGCCACCACCACUACUACUCAUACUCAUAGAUCUCCAUCUAAUAAGGAAGAAUCAGCGGUAGUAGCAUCUAAUAAUAGACCACCGCUGAAUCAGAGGACUCCACCCCCUGUUCUGCCAAUACAACCGUCCAUUCAUAACACUAAGCCCAAAGAUAAAAGAUUUCCCUUUCAUAACGGACCCAUUCAGCCUAAAGAUUUAGGAGACAACCGUGAAGCAUCCGGUCUUCGCGAUGAGGUCGACGUGCUUAGGGAAGAGAAUGGAAGUAUUUUUGACAAGCUUAGACGGGAGGAAGAGAGAUGCAAGGAAACAGAGGCCAGAGUUAAGGAGCUUGAGAAACAGGUCGCUUCCCUUGGAGAAGGAGUAUCUUUGGAAGCUAAACUCUUGAGCAGAAAGGAAGCCGCAUUACGUCAAAGAGAGGCCGCACUGAAAAGUUCAAGAGAAUCAAAGGAUGGAGUUGAUAAGGAAAUCACAUCUCUACAGGCUGAAGUUGAGCGCGCAAAAGUAGAGACUGAAGCAACAGUGAGACAGCAGAAUGGAGCUGAAUCUGAAGUGAAAGCUCUCCGAUCAAUGACACAAAGAAUGGUAUUAACUCAGAAAGAAAUGGAGGAAGUUGUUCUGAAGAGGUGUUGGCUAGCUCGUUAUUGGGGUUUAGCCACAAAAUAUGGUAUCUGUGCAGAUGUUGCAGUUUCAAAGUAUGAACUUUGGUCAUCCUUAGCCCCUCUUCCAUUUGAGAUUGUUGUUUCUGCAGGACAAAAGGCCAAGGAGGAAUCCUGGGAAAAAGGCGAUGAUGCAACAGAGAAGAGGAGCAAUCUUGUUCCAGACUUGAAUGAUCUUACUGGAGAAGGAAAUAUUGAAAGUAUGCUUUCGGUUGAGAUGGGACUCAAGGAGCUUGCUUCUUUAAAGGUUGAGGAUGCUAUUGUGCAAGCAUUGGCCCAACAACGGCGUCCAAGUCCAAAUUCUGCUCGACAACUAGUAUUAGAUAUUAAAUCACCAGGGGAUCCUAAGUUUAUGGAAGCAUUUGAGCUGAGUCCAGAGGAAUCUGAGGAUGUUCUUUUCAAGGAGGCCUGGCUGACUUAUUUUUGGAGAAGAGCCAAGGCUCAUGGUAUAGAGGAGGACGUCGCCAAAGAACGCCUUCUGUUUUGGAUUGGUCGAAGUAGGCAUUCACCUACUUCGCACGACGCUGUUGAUGUGGAGCAAGGGCUUUCGGAGUUGCGGAAAUUGGGGAUUGAACAUAGACUUUGGGAAGGAUCGAGAAAAGAAGCUGAUCAGGAGUUGAGUAUUGCACCAAAGAUUGUGGUUGAAACAUAUGAAUUGUGA
Molecule: messenger RNA, 1614 nt
Organism: Lathyrus sativus (Indian pea)
Lineage: Eukaryota; Viridiplantae; Streptophyta; Magnoliopsida; Fabales; Fabaceae
Source: the annotation of a GenBank genome assembly